Messenger RNA from Talaromyces rugulosus, 1083 nucleotides. RefSeq lists its product as uncharacterized. The coding region runs from base 1 to 1083 and encodes 360 amino acids. The record is from RefSeq and is a predicted model, not a curated record. Lineage: Eukaryota; Fungi; Ascomycota; Eurotiomycetes; Eurotiales; Trichocomaceae. Gene Ontology annotation, biological process: mitotic sister chromatid segregation; kinetochore assembly. The transcript is spliced from 2 exons. Gene Ontology annotation, cellular component: nucleus.
AUGGCAGACAUGAAGGUCAGCCAGGAAAAGUUAGACAAGAUACGUGCGUUUGUGGCUAGAGGUCGAGACGCGGAGGAAGAGUACAAUCGGAACCCUCUCACUUCGGAUGCUGUCCAGCAAUAUAAUAAAAGGCUUGAUGACACAAUCCAAUCGCUGCAAGAACAUGUGAAACGCCAGGAAGAUGCGUUGCGCCAGUUACGAGCAUCCAAACAGGGCUUGGGGCUCACUGAGUCAGAUAUGGAGCCAAAAACUCGAUUAGCGCAAGCAAGACGAGUAAAGAAGGCUUACGACUCCCUGCUUCAGUCUGAGCCGGAUCUUCCUGCACCAGACUCUCCAUUGCCUUCUCUAAUCGCUCUAAGAGAAACUUCGCGCGUGGUUGUUGAGAGUAAGGCCUCCGUGCUGAGCGUACGGGAAACCCUCCCCUCAAACCGAGAACUUCUCAAGGAUGAAGAAGAAGACCUUCGAGAUGCAAAGCUCAUAGCUAGCGGUCUGCGAGAUCGAAUCAAGCGGCUUCAGAGCGAAAAUGCAGAGAAAUCAUCAAAGGGCCCCUCUCAACUAGCUGAAGAGCUCAUCAAGGACGAGCAAAAGAAAAGCGACGAACUACAGCGUGCCGCUACAAGACUGAAAAAAUAUCUUGAUCGAUUUAUAGACGACAAUCUCGCUGCAAUGCUGGCAGCCGAGGAUUCAGGCGGGCCCGUUGUGGGUGAUAUUUUGGAAGUCGCCGAUUCUACUCUCGAGGCCGGCUAUACACACCAUGGGAAACCGAAGAAACCGAAAACAACGUCUCAGGAAGAGGAAGAAGACCCCACGCAACAACGCAUUGAUCAAAUAUUCCGACGUCGUCGACAGAAACAAGGGGAUUCAGGUGAAAGUGACGCAAUCCCGACAAAUAAAAGAGAGGCUGCGGCGGCUGCAAUGCGUGCUCUGCUAAACUCUCUGAUUGAAGCUGGGGCAUCUUACGUUGAGCUACCAAAGGAAUCUGCGGCAUCGAGGUUUCUUGUCAGAGCCAAAGUUGCGCAGCUACAUCCGCGAGAUGCUCGAAGAAUCCGUUUGAUAGAUUUCGGACGGAGUUUAGAAGAUUAG